Penicillium verrucosum is the source of this 201-nucleotide messenger RNA. RefSeq names its product dynamin GTPase. Bases 1 to 201 code for a protein of 66 amino acids. The record is from RefSeq and is a predicted model, not a curated record. Lineage: Eukaryota; Fungi; Ascomycota; Eurotiomycetes; Eurotiales; Aspergillaceae. The transcript is spliced from 3 exons.
AUGAUAAGAGAGGAGGAUCAUCUCAGUAUAAUUGAUGUCCUAGGGAUAUUUAAAAACACUGUCUAUAGAGUCACUACAAAAGAUAAUAUAGUACUAGUCCGAGAUAUAGAAAUUAUCGAGAUAGCCCGCGAAAUCGAUCUAAAAGGCGAAAGAACUCUGCCUAUUAUGACUAAGAUCGACGUCGUAGAUCAAGGAACCUAA